AUGGGCUUACAGCGAUGGUCGGGUGAGGACUGGGUGACCACUGAGCGGUGGUGGGAUGCGAAGGCGACGUGGGGUGUGUUGGAGCCCACGUUGGACACGCCCUUCGUGGGCAAUGCCCCAGGUGUCUGGGAGGAUUUGAGGCCUCCGAGCAGGUCCUGCUGGCGGAUCUCCAACGACGAUUACACGCGGGGCCAGUGGAUGGUGCACGAGCUGGAGUUCUACUCCUCGGAGCAUUGCCUUGAGGAGGACUCGAAGCUCAGGGGUUCCCCCCUGGCCAUGCAAGGCCCGCGGCACCUGGACACGCGGCGUGCGUUCGAUGGAGAUCUGAGGCAGGAUCUCGCCUGGGUUUCCAGCUGCUCCCAGGGGCUGGGCGGCGGCUGCAUCCCAGGGGAGGCCUGGCUGGGUCUCUACGUGCGCGGCCAGCAGCCUGAUGUCAAGUGCUUCCGAAUCCUGCAGUCCAAGGAGUUGCAGAGGCAGUCCUCCUUCCUGUCAAUGGGCAUGUACAUCGAGGGGAACUGGCAGUUGCACAGCUACCACCGUGAGAUAGGCGGCGGUACCUGGAAUCGGCGCCCCGCGCUGCCCUGGACCAUUUGGCGCAUACGCAACAACGAGGAGAUCGAAGCGCAGUGGCGAGUUCCAGAGGUCCGCGCUUACAGGGACCCGUUGUGCCUGGUUUCCAUGACUCCAGGUCAGCCCUUGGCGAGUGGCUACUUCUUGGGGGAUGAGCCAGGCCUUGCCAUGGACGAUGAUGCCACCAGCAUGUGGACGGCCAACUGCGAUGAGUCCUGCAAUGAGACCCGGAAGUACUGGAUCGGCGUGGAGCUGCCUCCAGACGCCAAGGAUGCAGAAGCAGGGGAUUUGUUAGUGCGAUGCUUCCGGGUGUGGCAGAGCGAGCGCAUGGAGCAGCAGAUGAUUAGCACCCAGGUUCAGCUCUGGAACGGGGAGAUCUUUAUCAUCUCCCCCAUCACGCAGACGGGGUCCCUGUCUGACAUCGGCGGGGGCGUGUGGAGUCGGCCCACCGCCAGCUUCAUGACGCGCUGGCGCCUGGUGCCGGACGUUCCAGAGGACCGGCACUGGCGGCUCUUGGAGCUGGAGCUCUACGCAGACUCCAUGUGCCAGCAGCGGCUGCCCAUGGCCGGCACCUUCGGCGGGGAGUCCGUCCUGGCGUCCAGCUACGUGCCCUUCGUCACCGGCUUCCGGCGUGCGGGCAAGGGCAAGAUGUGGUCGGAGGCGGAGCAGCUCAGCGAUGAGGACCCCACCACGAGCAUUCUCAUCGAUCACAUGCCUGGCCGAGCUCGCCCAGGCUUCCUGGGCGUGGAUUACUUGUCUUCCGCAAUGUGGGUGCGGUGUGUGAAGCUGAUGCAAGGCUCCAUGCCAAUGGAGUACGUGCCCUCAGUACGUCUGGAGCUCUGGGAUGGCAAGGAUUGGCGCAGCGAGGACCCGGAGAUGUCCCCAGUGGAGGUCCAGUUGGAUGGGUUGGGCGGUGGAGGUUGGCAGCGGAGACCCGCCCAGCCGGGGUCGCUGUGGCGCGUGGAGAACGCUGACGUAGUGCCCGAGGGCUGGGCGCUCUAUGAAGUCGAGCUCCACAAAGACAGUGGCUGCACUGACUUGCUGCAAGGCGAAGUCAUCGCCAGCGGCUAUGCGCCUCCUGCGAGCAGAGGUCCUGCCAACGCAGUGGAUGGGAACACCACCACCGUCUGGCUGUCGCAGUGCUGCAGAGUGCAGAAUUUGCACCGGCCUUUAGGUUUCGAACUUGUGGAACCCAGCAUUGGUUGCAAUGUCUCAGAUGCCUGGGUUGGUCUGGACCUGGGAGCCAGAACCACUGUGGAGCAUGUGAAGUGCGUGCGCAUCCUGCAAGUUGGCUUUGAAAGUAUGCAGAGCCGCUCUGUUUGGGUCUCGAAAUGGGAUGGCAGAGCCUGGCAGAAGCAAUGGGAGCUGGGCGGCUUGGGUGGAAGCGACUGGAAUCGCAGGCCAGCGGCCGGCAACACGAUGUGGCGCUUGCUGUACCUGUCCAGAAAGGACGUGCCGUGCCCGAAUCAGCUGACACGAAUCACGCAACGCCCGUGGGGUAUCUCAGACCUGAAGUUCUUCAGCGACGAUGACUGCGCAGAGCAGAUCCCUGCUGGCGCAUCCAUCACCUCUGGCGGCUUCGAUGUCUUCACACCCUCUGCGGUGGACCAGCCCUCAUACUCUGCAAGCCGCAUGGUGGAUGAUGACUUGUUGACCACGUGGGCAGCCAACUGCCGCACCGGCUUUGAGCUCGUCGACACAGACUUCACCAACUGUUCCGGUGCUUGGGUAGGUAUGCAAUGGUCCAGUGCCCGGGAGGUGCGCUGCGUGUCGAUGGUUCAGUCUCGCUGGGAGUCAGCUCGAUGCUGCGACGCAGCCGACGAGAUGCAGCUCCAGCGCUGGAACGGCUCUGAAUGGGUGGAGGCAUCUUGGUUUCGCCGCCCACCUGUGCCUGCUGUGAAGACCCAAUUCAACUACAGAGACCCCGUGCACUUGGGCGCAGAGUUCAAGAAUGUAGGCGAGUGCCCCUCCAGGCUCAGUGAGAAGCGAAUGUUUCAGGAGACGAUCGUGGAGCAACGUGGGCGGAGAGAUAGCGAGAAAUGUAUAGUCCAACUGACAGGUGCUGUGACGCUGCUUGCAGAGCCGUAUUGCAUUAAGCACCCCAGGUGCGUGACAGUCUUUGGCACUUCUGGAACCUGCUGCCCCAUCGGUGACUUGGUGGAAUCAAAUAACCGAUGCUGCUGUGGUUUCUUGGCCGGAGAGCCUAUUUUCGCUGACGAGAUCAGCCUCACAGAUACUAGGGACAAGUUGAGCUUCGAGUUUUCCACCAUUUGGAUGUCAAAUGUGCUGCCCUGGGUGGGCCUUGCAGUGACGGUUGCCCUGUACCUGGCAGCCAUACUCAUGCCCAUCGAUGUGGAGGAGCGUGCCAGGCUGUGGGUCUUAGAGGCGAUGGAGGACUCUGGGCGCCGCCUUUUCCUCCGGAGGUUGCUGGUGAUCGCGGCCUGGCCCUUGCUGGGCUGGCGCACCUUUCUGGCCACCAGCAAGAGUCAGGUGAGCAGCAUCAUCCGUUGGUUCAUCUUGCCGGAGAACCGACUGCCGAAGCCCACGGAGCUUUACCGAUCCCUGCUGUUUCUGGUCUUUGGGUCCCUGCUGAGUGGCAUGGCACCCUGGUUGAUGCUUGGUGCCAUUGCUGGGGAGAUCAUGAUUUGGGCCGCUCUGCAACUCUGCCAGGUCAUCAGGUACUUCAAGUCCCCCUUUGAUCCGCUGGACCUUAGAGACCAGCAAUUGCGACAGGAAGUGUCGCAGGUCCUGGUCAACCAGGAUGAUGGCAUGUCCUCAGCCUUUGACAUCGCUGCUGGCGUCGCCACGACCAUCGUUUGGGGCUUGGCCUUCUUUGGAAAGUUCAUUUUUGACUUGCUCAUUGUCAGGGCCCAAAUGCUCUCCGUAGAAGCCAUCGUGAACAUUGAAGCGGACAAGGUGGUUGAGCUCUUUCCAGGCUUGCUGCAAAGUUUGCGGGAGCCUGCAAUGCUGCUCUACGAUAUCAUGUACCUCACCAGUCAGCUGAUCUCCUGGACAUUGGGACAGCUGGUAGGCAUCCCUCUGUGCGAGGGCUCCUGUGCACUCGCGGGCUCGGUGGCGCUGGUGAUGAUCCUUUACGGGGCAUCCCAAUGGCUGAACUACGACCUCUUCGGGCUUUUCGUUGCAGCGCGGCAGGUUGUCAAAGCCACGCGGCCCGAGUGCCAGCGAAUCUUGGCGCAGAGCUUGAUCCUGCUUUGCUUGGGUGCGUCCUUUGCGGCCGUGCAGAUGACUAUGGUGCUGUUUACAAGAGCCCUGGCCUUCGCAAAUCCCUUUGUUGCUUCCACUUGGGUGUGUCCCUAUGAUGACACGCUCGCCAUUUUUGUGGGCCGGAUUCUGCUCACAGGAUCGUCCAUACUUGGCUUGAUCUUUGUCUUUCUGUGCGUCAACGGCCACUUUGUGGGGCAGGACUACAUUACCUCGCGGGUGGCCGGCUUUCUGGGAAUAGACUUGGCUGCUCUGGAUCCAGAUGGGACCGGUGACGACGGCGGAAUGUUCCGCUUCGAUGUCUUUGGGGCGGCGCUGCCCACGCUGUUUGGCGUCUGGUGGGAUCCUUGGAACAUCGACGCGUACCUGGUCCGCGAGCGCGCCCACGUGUAUUCCAUGGAGCUCCGGGAUCCACAAGCCUGCAAAUACUGCAACAAGAUCCACGUGCGGUACGACCUGAUGAUGACCGCCACGGGAAGAACAGUCAGUGCAGCAGUACAGAUUGUGCCAUAUGGAGCAGUGGUGGCGAAAGCAUGCGAGUACUUGAAUGACCCGCCGCUAAUUUACAUUGGAACCAAGAUGAGCUGCAUGAGGGUCCACAUGGUUGAGAGGCAACACACAAAAGGCACUAAGAACGCUCUGAUGUGGGCAUAUUUGUUUGUAGCAACCUUACUUGCCCAUUCAAUAGAGUAUGGCGUGCCAUUUCUAAAACGUGCCACAAGUGUGUCAAUGCUGGUCUACCUGUUCAUGGGAGUAUUCACUCUUACUGAAGAGAAUUUGGUGGAACAGGGAACCUAUGUGAUUCUUGCUGGGUUUGGACUGUCCUUUCUGAAAGCUGCGCUCGAGAAGUUGAUCCCUGCGAUUCUGAGCUACGGCUUGAGUGGGGUGUAUUUCGCUAUCAGCCGGUCUGAGGGCCAAGUGACGCGAAACACGGACAUCCCUCGCACCAUCACAGGGCAAGUUCUGUCUGGCGCAACGGCUGCCAGCAUCAUCUCUGGCAGUCUUCUGGCAACAGGCUGGGGCACCACAGUCGAAGCAAUUCUCAUUGGCUCCGGGGGAGGAUACGCCUUCAGCUUGCUCAGCCUGCUCAUCAACGCGCUCUUUGAGCAAACAGCUCCCAAUGCGGAUGAGAAGGUGAAGAGGAAUGUCUUCCAAUUGGUGAGUAAGCUUUUCAUGUCCUUGCUCACAGGUGGAGGCCUUGGGGUCCUUGCAGUCUAUGCUGGGGAGGCUGGCUUGGCCAUUGACAGCCCCAUGGCCGAUGCUUUCGAAUUUCAGAAAAGCCUCGGUGACCGGUGGACCAUUCGUGGGAGCAUCGGUCUGGGCGUGCUAGCUGUGGCAAUUCAGUUCAUCACGCUACGAUUGGUCCUGGUAGAGAACCUGCCACCUGUUGUCAAGGCGACAAUUAAUCCGGACUACGAUUGGAGAGACUCUCCAACUUGGCUGGUCUUGCGAACAGUCCUAUUUUUUCCAGCUUUGACAGCCAUACCAACAUGCACCCUUGUUACGGUAGUUCUGCGGGACUGGAUAAAGUCACUUUGGUCCUUCUCUCCCAUCGAGCAUCAACUGAUCAUGACGGUAGCAGCCAUCGUGCUGGCAAAUGUGUCAGCCUUGACUGUGUAUCGUUUGAUGAACAGCCUUCCCCAGCUCAUUGGGUUCUUUGCCACCGUCCUCGCAGCUUGCAUGCUUUGCCCCUGGAAUUUCUUAUUCGGUGCCUUCACGGCUGUGUGGAUAGGCGUGGCGAUUGGAAGCAUCCUUGAAGAGGUUGUCCUGCGGCGCAUCCUGCAGAGGGAAAUCCGGCGGAGGAAGGACACGGGAGAGGACGACGAGGCUUUCGUCGACCAGCAGCGUGCGGCGUGCAUGGAGGACUGGGAGAAGCUGGACGAUGAGGUGGAGGAGGAGGUUCCUCCUGAGGAGCCGAACAGGGAGGAGAGGUUGCAGGCUUACCUCGAAAUUGCUGCAGCCGGGGGAAGCGCCAUCGAGUUCUCCAAAGAAGUCUUCGGCACUGAAUCGAAGGAGGCAUUCGACAUGAACGAGUCUAAGGAUGUCAUCCAGUCAGAAUCAGCGUCGGCGACGGACGACGCAGUCGAAGACGAGCCCGAGGAGUGCGAGCAACCUCAAGAGAGUUUGGACGCAGGCCCCAUCGUGGAGUUCUUCAACCCCAUGGCACUUGAGGACAGAUCUGAGGGCGUGAGCUCGCGGGCCGGUUCCAAGACCUCCCGCGCCGCCUCCUGGGCCGCCUCCAGGGCGUCCUCGCGCGCGGGGUCAAAGCUUUCGCUGGGCUCCAGGGCGCCCUCCCGCGCUGCCUCGAAAGCGCUCAGCCUGCAGGAUGGCGCAGCGAAUGCCUCUCCAGAGGAGGAGGAAGCACUUCGGCAAGCAGCGCUUAUGGACGCCGAAGCAGGUCCUGAAGGAGAAGUUGAAGCAGACAACCGCGGCAUUCCAGGUGCCAUCGAGGACAUUGCUCCUCAAUCAAUCCUGCGAUCCUCUGCAUCGGCAGAGAUGCAGAUGGAGUUGUCACUCACAAGUCGAACGCAAAGCAGCUACCCCUUGGAGCAGUUGUCUCCGCAAUCUAGCCCCAUGGACGAGCUGGAGGAUGGGUUCGAUUUCUCUCGGGACUUCGGUGGAGAGGAGUCCUUCCUGGACAACAGCCGGGGGCCGUCAAAAGCGGCCUCAAUGCGUUCAGGCGUCAUGACCCAUCGGAGUCAACUCAUGACGCAGCGGAGUCAACUCAACACGCAGCGGAGCACAGCGGCACAGCGUGCCGUCCCCGACCCACUUGCUCCUCGGCUGCCAGAGGGCGAUGCUUUGGCGAUGUGCUUGGAUUUGAGGCUCUUGCAGCUGUACCGUGAAGCAGAGAACCUCGCCAGCAAGCUUUCCAUGCUGUUUCUGCCGGCCGAGGACUCGGCGCCCCUCGGCGAAAAGUCAGGCCGACUUCAGGACCAGAGCUUUACAGGGUCCCUGGUCUGCGUUCCGGCUCCAAGGUCAGAUGCAUCCAGCUCGUCAGGCCUGGCAGCGACUCGAGGCCUUUUGAACGUGAACGAUGCCUCGGUGGAUGACUUGCUGUCACUUCCUGGGAUUGGCAGGGCGAAGGCGGAGAAGAUUGUCGCCUAUCGUGAGCAGCACGGUGCGUUCAGCACGGCUGCAGAUCUGGCGAAGGUCCCUGGCAUUGGUCAGCGCCUGGCAUUGAACCUCGGCGGGCAUCUCUGCUUUGGUGAUGACCAUGGCUGGCUGGAUUCCUUGGGCGAUUCCUGCCGUUGCAGUCUUCCACAGCUUCCAGGCAUUUGCUGCUGCUGCUGCUGGGCUUGCCCUUGGGGAGCCACCAGCGAAGAGGCAAUCUUCUUUCCCGACGAAUCCAAAGCAGGUUUGUCACGGCUUCUUCGAUUGCUUGACGGCGCUAAGCGCAGCUUGGACAUUGCUGUUUUCGCUAUAAGCCACAAAGAUUUGGCUUCAGCAGUGCUGGCUGCGCACAGGCGCGGAGUGGUUGUGCGGGUCCUGACCGAUGACAUGCAGGCCAAGCAAGACAACUCAGAGGUGCCGGGCUUGAAGCGUGCUGGCGUGCGUGUCUGUAUGGAUGCCAACGAGAAGAUGCAUAUGCAUCACAAGUUUGUGAUCUCCGACGGCUGCACCUUGAUCAGUGGGUCCUUGAACUGGACACAUGCCGCUGUAGAAAAAGGCAAUGAGAAUGUAGUCAUCAGCCAGAAUCGCGACUUGUGCGCUCAAUUUGCUCAAGAGUUCGAGCGCAUGUGGGCCGCCUUCUCACGUGGAAGUGUUGCGGAUGCGCCCGCGGCCAGCUUUGUCGGCAACGUGGCUGCCCUCUUCUUCCCCGAGUCCACCAUGAAAAAUGUGGGGAUGAUAAUGAGCGAGCUCGAGUCCGCUCGGCGCAGCAUCGAAGUUGCAGUCUUUACCUUAACGCUGGAUUCCUUGGUGGACGUGCUCAUCCAAAAGCACAAAGCAGGCCUAGCAGUUCGCAUCAUCACAGACAAUCGCCAGGCCUCUGUGCCCGGUGCCGACGCGCAACGCCUUGCUCGCAGCGGCGUGCCAGUUCGCACGGACAGGUCAUGGUAUGCAAUGCAUCACAAAUUCGCAGUGAUAGACGAGAGGACUCUGAUAAACGGGUCUUUCAAUUGGACCGCACAGGCCACAAAAGGAAACCAGGAGGAUGCGAUCAUCUUCCGUGAUUAUGUACAUUUGGCUGAAGAUUUUGUGGCCGAGUUUGAUCGGCUCUGGGAUGACUUUGAUGAGUUCCAUUGCCAGUUUCAGUUUGAGAUCCCCGCGGAGAUGCUGGGGAUGAUGGGAGGAGGCGGCGGCGGCGGCGGUGGCCGAAAAGGCGCUGAGUGGCCCAAGACAGAGAAUUCAGAGGUAUCUGCGGAUUUUGAGUGGUUGGUCAACACUGAAUGGGAAGGCAAGACCUCAAAGUACUUGCUGCUCCGAGAUGGCUUUGUAGAAUCUCCCCUGAAGGAGUGUGAGCCAGAAGGGCACUGCUUAUGGGCGGCCAACAAUGGCCGUGUCCUGAUCAACACGCCAAAGCUGAAGGUGGUGAAAUUCUCCAUCGAAGGAUUGGACAAGGUGGAUCGCAAGAAGCUCGAGAACAAGGAGGAGAGCGAGCUUCAGAAGAUUUCCCUGGUCAUGGAAAAACCUAGCAAGAGCACCGGAAAGAAAGGCAAACUGGGCUUCAAGCGGGUUGCCGUGGCAGAUGAACAAGACAGCAUGGUUAGUGCGGACCUUUACAAGGUGCUUGAUGUUCCUGAGGAUGCAGAUCAGAGCGCGGUUAAGAGCAAAUUCCGGCGCUUGUCCGUGCAGAACCAUCCUGACAAAGGUGGUGAUCCUCAUGUUUUCAACGAACUCCGGGAAGCCUAUGAGGUCUUGGGUGAUACCGAGAAACGCAGGCAAUACAACCUGGGUGGUAUGCAGCUCGUAAAGAAUGUGGAGAUCGCCUGGAAGGAGGUGGAAGGGCAAAAAGCUCAGCUGGAUGCGCAGCUGAAUCAGGUGCCGAAGAAUCACCCGCAGUACAAGAUGUUCCAGGCACAAAUCGAGCAGCAGAAGAAGCAGUUCGACAAGGCUAGCAUUGAGUCCAAGAUUCAACAGAAGCUUCAAAGCGAGGAGCUGGAGGUAAUGGUAGACAUAUCGGCGUCUGAUCUCUACAAUGGAGUGGAGAAGAAGGUCUUCACUUUCCCUCGGUUGAUGAUUUGCCGAGGGUGCAAGGAAGAUCCGAGCAAGCCUGAAUGCCAAGACUGCGGACGGUGUCCGCCAGAGAAGGUUCAGGUUCCACAGUAUGGCAUGACGCCCUUCGGUCGGCAGGUGGUUGGCAUGCGGGAAAAGGAGCAGGAGAGCCGCGAGCGCUGCCGCGAAGUGGGCGUCGAGGUGCCGCUGCGCGUGAGCAAGGGUGCCAAGCAGGGCGCUUCCCUGAAGGUGAUGGCCAACAUUGGCCAUCAGACCCCGGGGAAGUUUCCUGGCAAGGCCUGUGCGUUGUGA
Messenger RNA from Effrenium voratum, 9261 nucleotides. The record is from the annotation of a GenBank genome assembly. NCBI's taxonomy places the organism in Eukaryota, Dinophyceae, Suessiales, Symbiodiniaceae.